Messenger RNA from Mangifera indica (mango), 2450 nucleotides. Its product is annotated as protein RIK-like. The transcript is spliced from 13 exons. Gene Ontology annotation, cellular component: nucleus. Lineage: Eukaryota; Viridiplantae; Streptophyta; Magnoliopsida; Sapindales; Anacardiaceae. Gene Ontology annotation, molecular function: RNA binding. The record is from RefSeq and is a predicted model, not a curated record. The coding region runs from base 157 to 2025 and encodes 622 amino acids.
AUUCGCAUCAUUGCAUUCCGCCAAAUCAACCACCAUCUCAGCCUCCGAAGACCGCUGCUCACAACUCUUUCAACUCGUCAAAGUCAACGAAUCAUCACCUUCACCACCCUCCCGAGGCAUUACCAACAGUUUAUUCAAUUCAAACGCCAAGAAAACAUGACAGACGACAGCGCUCCUAGGGCUUCCUCCGAACAAUCCACCCUCUCGACGGACGCUUCCCAAACUAAGCAAAGGAAAAAGAGGAAGUGGGAUCAGCCUGCGGAGUCGUUAGUUAACUAUCCGUUCGGCAACAUGGGAUCCCUUGCAGGGGUUACUCUGCCGGGCGUGGCUCCAUCUAUCUCUGCUGCUGCUCCCUUUUUGACCAAUUCACUAGUGGGUAAUGGUGUGGUCGUUCCACCCUUGGCACUACAGGGCCCUUGCGUACCAAAAUUAAAUCAGCAGGUGAGCUGUUUAGUCAGAUGGUCAUUGGGAAGGUCUUGUUUCUUAUCCCAACCUAAGAUUCAAGAUGAGUUAAUAAUUGCACGAGAAAUUGUUAUAAAUGAUGCCGAGUCUUCUAUUCGCUACAAACUUACUAAACGCCAAACGCAGGAGGAGAUUCAGAAAUGCACUGGUGCUGUUGUAAUAACUAGGGGUAAAUAUCGUCCACCAAAUGCACCACCUGAUGUAGAAAAGCCAUUAUAUCUUCACAUAUCUUCUGGGGCUCAUUUGAAAGAGACAGCAGAAAGGAUUUUGGCAGUUGAUCGUGCGGCUGCCAUGGUUGAAGAAAUGUUGAAACAGGGUCAGAAUGGUUUUUCCGCUUUGCAAAGUAUGAGUAACGGGGUGAAGGAACUCAGUGCAUGUGUGUUUUUGAGCUUUGAUCCUGAUCCAUCAUUGAACAUCACUGCUCGUAUUCGUGGGCCAAAUGACCAGUAUAUAAAUCACAUUAUAAAUGAAACAGGAGCAACUGUCUUAUUAAGGGGGUGUGGUUCGGGAAACUUUGAAGGCCUGCACGGUGAAGAUGUGCAUCAACCACUUCAUUUAUUCUUGUCCAGUAGCAAUCCUAAAAGUCUGGAAGAUGCAAAGCAUUUGGCUGAAAAUCUUUUAGAUACAAUCAGUGUAGAGUGUGGUGCCUCCAGGGUUUCAUCAUGCAAAGUCUAUAAUGCUGUUCCACCCCCACAACAGUUAUUGUCUGGCAUUCAGAGUUAUGGGAAUGAGCAAAAACUAAAUGCAAGUUCUGUUUCUGGAUUGACAUCAACAGUGAGCGCCACACUUGUUCCAGAAGUUUCUUUUGUUAUUGCCCCUGGGGUUGCUACUGUCUCUUCUCAAGGCACUCGGGUACAGUCUGGAGGAAUGAUGAACCGUGCACAACACCAACAAAAUAUGUUUGGUUACUCUCAGCCUGUAUUAACUGGAGGAACAAGCUAUAGUGGAUACGAAGGAAUAUAUCCUCAGGCAACACCUUUACAGCAAGUUGCCCUUGCCCUCAGACACUCAUCUUCUCCCAUCACCUCAUCAGUUGCUCCAACAGCAUCAGUCACUCCAACAAUGUCUGUCGAAAACUCAGCAGCAAAAUCAAAUAUUGGUUCCAUGUCUGAGAAAGAGAGACAACCUCCACAGAAGAGAAAGUUUCAGGAGUUACCAGUUGGUUCCAAAGACCCUGCAAAACUCAACCAGGGAUCAGAGCUAAAUAACCCAAGUGAACCAUCAGCUGGUGUGGAGGUGAGAAAUUUAUCAAAUAUGCCAGCUCCAAAGAGGUUGGUCCAGUCAUCAGUCAAUGGAAUGCCCCCUCCACCUCCGAGAAGCAUGCCCCAUCCACCACCACCAAAAUUUACUUCAUCAACACCUACUCCUAAAUCUCAGGAGAGAGGCAGAAGUUUGAAUAAAACACAUUUUGAAAAUAUCCCUGAUACUCUGGUCAAGCUGAUGGAAUAUGGAGAAGAUUAUUAUGACCUGGAGGAAACUGGGGAAGAAUCUCAUACCUCUGACUCCUCUUGUAGUCUCAACUCAAAUAAAGUAGCUGUUAGCAAACCGUUUUGGGCUUUAUGAGGUAUUCAGCUGGUGGAUUAUUGUGAACAGAGGUGCUUUUUUGGGCUUUAUUCUAAUCAUGCAUAAGUGGAGCUUGUGAAGUUGGGUAGAAUAUGGAUGGGAGCCAUGUGUCAUAUAAUCUAUUCUAAGGUUUGAAUGCUGUGAUGUUGCUGUAACUGCUGUCUAUGUGGCAUGGAAGAUUGUUGUAUUUUCUCAGGUUUAGGUGUACAGUAGUAGUUUUCCAUUGUCUUGUUGAUAGAAGUAGAGUUUUAAGCUUUUGCCAACUCCCGUGGUAACCAAAAUUUUAUCUGAAGAGUUGGGAAUAAAAGUUUUGCUGCCUAAAUAUCUGAAGCAAGAUGUAUGAUACACGUUUGAAACCACAAAAUAACAGUAGUCUGUCUAGUAUUUCAAGUUUAAUUUAAUGCCGAUGAUUCUGCAAUUUAGCA